AUGCCCAGCAUCUGGCAAAGCUUGUCAAAGGCCUCAGCUGGCAAAGCCUUUGUCAGCAGGUCUGCCAAGUUCUCCAAUGAGGGCACAUGGGUCAGAGACACAGUUUUGUCUUCAUUGCGGAUGAAGUGGUGCCUCAUGUCAAUACACUUGGACUUUUCAUGGUUGACUGGAUUCUUACAAGCUUUGCCAGAUGCUGGGCAUGAUGAGAUUGGAUCGAGGGGGAGUGUUGAAAGAAUGAUCCAAUCUGGAUCUUGGAAGAAGAGAUCUGUGGAGAUCUUUGGCUGUGCUGUGGCUGUCGACAGUGACAAUUGGCAAUAG
Messenger RNA from Cryptococcus wingfieldii CBS 7118, 318 nucleotides. RefSeq lists its product as hypothetical. The record is from RefSeq and is a predicted model, not a curated record. NCBI's taxonomy places the organism in Eukaryota, Fungi, Basidiomycota, Tremellomycetes, Tremellales, Cryptococcaceae. The coding region runs from base 1 to 318 and encodes 105 amino acids. The transcript has 2 exons.